AUGUCGAGAAAAAGAGAUUUUGGGGAAAUGGAGAGAAUCAUGGACAAGUAUCAGACGAUAAGAGGCGGAUUGCAAAGGAGUUCGGUGAGAAGUCGGGAAUCGUAUUCGACAAAUGGUAGCGAUCCGAGAGAAAAAAUAAAAGAUUGCUGUAGGAAAUUGGUCGCGUUCAUGUGCACUCAAGUCGGUGUCGGGGGUUUGAUCGUGGGCUACGCAAUAGUCGGAGCUUUCGGUUUCAUAUCGAUAGAAGUCGUCGACGAAACGGAACAGGAUAAAUUUGUUAAAGAUCUCAUUGAUUAUUGUGCGGAUAGACUUUGGGAAUUGACGGCGUCGGAAAACAUAUUCAACGAAACCGUGUGGAAAAAAGAAUCGGGAAAAUUAUUAUUGGAAUUUCAAAGGGAAAUGACGGAUGCCAUAAAACACGGGUACGACGGAAGAACGAAUCAAGAUGUUUGGUCGUUUCCCGCCGCUCUCAUGUUUUGCUUAUCCAUUUUCACAAUGAUAGGCUACGGUAACAUGACGCCGAAAACACCCUUGGGAAAAGGUUUGACCGUUUUGUACGCGGCUUUCGGCAUACCCCUCUACGUUUUGUAUUUUAUGAACAUGGGUAAAAUAUUGGCCACGACUUUCCGUUGGCUUUACACUCGUUUGUAUUUGUGCAGCGUCGAAAAGAGAUUCGCGAGACACCGGGAGAGCAACACGAGCGUGACUUUGCAACCCCCCCAAAGAGUCAUCGUUCCGUCGACGGCUUGCUUGUGGGUCAUCGGAGGCUACGUCCUAACGGGAACCAUAAUGUUUGCCGAAUGGGAAAAUUGGAAUUAUCUCGAUUCCGUUUAUUUUUGCAUGACGAGUUUGUGCAAAAUCGGAAUCGGUGAUUUCGUACCCGGACAAAACAUAUCGGAUUCGCGUGAGGGCAAUCAAACGAAAUUGGUAAUAAAUUUCAUUUAUUUGCUCCUCGGAAUGGGACUCAUCGCCAUGUGUUAUAAUUUGAUGAGAGAAGAAGUUCGCGUGAGAGCGAGAGAAAUGAAACAAUUUUUCAAAAGGUGUUUGGAUGACGUGCAAUCGGAAACGGUCGAUCGUUACACGGGACGAAGAAAUUAA
Pediculus humanus corporis (human body louse) is the source of this 1098-nucleotide messenger RNA. RefSeq lists its product as uncharacterized. The transcript is spliced from 2 exons. Lineage: Eukaryota; Metazoa; Arthropoda; Insecta; Psocodea; Pediculidae. Gene Ontology annotation, molecular function: potassium ion leak channel activity. The coding region runs from base 1 to 1098 and encodes 365 amino acids. Gene Ontology annotation, cellular component: membrane. Gene Ontology annotation, biological process: potassium ion transmembrane transport; stabilization of membrane potential. The record is from RefSeq and is a predicted model, not a curated record.